AUGGACAACAUGAAGACUUCGCCGGAGUUUGAGCCCAUGCUGGGCAAAGACAGGGAAGAAUUGCCUUUCUCUAUGGAAUCGAAAUCAUCCAGCAAGCUCAAAAGCAUUCGGCCAUUCCUAAUUCGAUCUCUAUGUUUUCUCACAGGCGCGCUUGUGUCGUGCACUUUGCUGUGGGCUCUCAAUGGGGCCGACUUCUCCAAGCACCAAGCUCACCCACACGAGACGCACCCAGCCGCCCAUGUGGACCUUGACAGCAGCGCCAGUUACUCAGACGAUCACUACAAACCCACACACCGAUGCGGCCAAACUGCCGACGAGGCACGGGCAAACAACUGCAUCCUGAAUCUGGCCAACUACGCCUGGGUGCCGCGCGACUGCUACGAUGCCGAGCUUGUGGAAGAAACCAUUACAGGCUGGGAGUGGUUCCGAGACUACGACAUGACCGAUCUGGUCCCCCACCCAGAAGUGCUCCGGGGCGAGCUGGAAUUAUUCUACCAGCCCUUUGAUCAACAUGAGAAGCAUUGCGUCUACAUCUGGAAGCGACUAUAUCGAGCCACCUUGAGUGGCAAGGGAAGCAAGAAAUUAGAGGUGUCUGGUGCUGCUUCGUAUCCUCACGUGGAACAUUGUGGGCGUGUGCUGCUAAGAGAUAACUCGACCGGUCAUUUGUCGGUGACAGUGGCAAAAGGCCAGAUCAUAUUUCCAAAGUGUUAA
Molecule: messenger RNA, 711 nt
Organism: Diaporthe amygdali
Lineage: Eukaryota; Fungi; Ascomycota; Sordariomycetes; Diaporthales; Diaporthaceae
Exons: 1
Coding region: 1-711 (236 amino acids)
Source: RefSeq, a predicted model, not a curated record